Molecule: messenger RNA, 2061 nt
Organism: Chaetura pelagica (chimney swift)
Lineage: Eukaryota; Metazoa; Chordata; Aves; Apodiformes; Apodidae
Gene: UBQLN1
Product: ubiquilin 1
Exons: 11
Coding region: 1-1614 (537 amino acids)
Biological process (GO): ubiquitin-dependent protein catabolic process
Cellular component (GO): cytosol
Molecular function (GO): polyubiquitin modification-dependent protein binding
Source: RefSeq, a predicted model, not a curated record
AUGGAUAGCUUCAGUGGUUUCAAGGAAGAAAUCUCAAAGCGUUUCAAGUCCCACACUGAUCAACUUGUGUUGAUAUUUGCUGGAAAGAUUUUAAAAGAUCACGAUACUUUGACUCAGCAUGGAAUUCACGAUGGACUCACUGUUCACCUGGUUAUCAAAACACAAAACAGAUCACAAGACCACCCAACUCAACAAGCAUACACCACCGGGAGUACUGCUACCACAUCAACAUCAAGCAGUAGUACCUCAACACCAGCUUCAACAAAUAGUAACCCUUUUGGCUUGGGUGGCCUUGGAGGUUUGGCAGGUCUGAGUAGCCUGGGCUUAAAUACAUCAAACUUUUCAGAGUUGCAGAGUCAGAUGCAACGGCAGCUUAUGUCCAACCCAGAAAUGAUGGUUCAGAUAAUGGAAAAUCCAUUUGUGCAGAGCAUGCUUUCAAAUCCUGACCUGAUGAGGCAGUUAAUUAUGGCUAAUCCUCAAAUGCAGCAGCUGAUACAGAGAAAUCCAGAAAUCAGCCACAUGCUGAAUAAUCCAGAUAUAAUGAGACAGACACUAGAACUUGCUAGAAACCCUGCAAUGAUGCAGGAAAUGAUGCGAAACCAAGACCGAGCCUUGAGUAACCUUGAAAGUAUACCAGGUGGAUACAAUGCCUUGCGACGUAUGUAUACAGAUAUUCAGGAGCCUAUGUUGAAUGCAGCACAGGAACAGUUUGGAGGUAACCCAUUUGCUUCUCUGGUAAGCAAUACAUCACCAGGAGGGGAUAGUCAGCCAUCUCGUACAGAAAAUAGAGAUCCUCUACCAAAUCCCUGGGCCCCUCAGUCCAGCUCGCAAACUGCCACAAGUACCAGCACCAGUGGUGAGAAUGAUGGCAGUAGUAGUGCUGGAAAUAGCACUUCUGGCAGCUCAGGACAGAGCUCAACUGUACCAAAUUUGGGACCUGGCGUAGGAGCUGGUAUGUUCAACACACCAGGAAUGCAAAGCCUAUUACAGCAGAUAACAGAAAACCCACAACUUAUGCAGAAUAUGUUGUCUGCACCCUAUAUGAGAAGCAUGAUGCAGUCAUUAAGCCAGAAUCCUGAUCUUGCAGUACAGAUGAUGUUGAAUAAUCCUUUAUUUGCUGGAAAUCCUCAGCUUCAAGAACAAAUGAGACAACAACUUCCUACUUUCCUUCAGCAAAUGCAGAAUCCUGACACGUUAUCAGCUAUGUCAAACCCUAGAGCAAUGCAGGCUUUACUACAAAUUCAGCAGGGCUUGCAGACACUAGCAACAGAAGCACCGGGGCUUAUACCAGGAUUCAGUCCUGGUGUAGGUGGACUGGGAAGCACUGGAGCUCCUACAGGGUCCACUAUACCUAGUUCUGUUCCUAGUGAAAAUACAAGUCCAGGAUCAGGAACUGCUGAACCUGGUCACCAGCAGUUUGUCCAGCAAAUGUUGCAGGCACUUGCUGGUGCAAAUGCUCAGUUGCAAAAUCCAGAAGUUAGAUUUCAGCAACAACUGGAGCAGCUGAAUGCAAUGGGCUUUUUGAACCAUGAAGCAAACUUACAAGCUCUAAUAGCAACAGGAGGAGACAUCAAUGCAGCUAUUGAAAGGCUGCUUGGCUCUCAGCCUUCAUAGCAGUGUUUCUUUAACUUGAAAAAAUGUAAUUUAUUUUUGAUAACAGCUCUUAAAUCUUUAAAAUAUUUGCUUUAUUUCAUUCUGACUCUUGGGAUUGUCUUACUCUAACUAAAAUUGGUCUGAUGCAUUUUAAGGUGGAGUGCAGUAGUUUUCAAUCAGUGAGAAUCAAUGCAUUUUCACUCUUGUUGCAUGCAUCACACUUCUUUUGCUCUGCAUUAUUUGUGAUAUUUUUUUUUUUAACAAUAUCAGCUUUCACAUUUGGGUGAACGGGUUUUGUCAGACCUACAAUUGUCCAGUUUAUUUACUACUUAAACAUUAGCCUUCUGUAGUAAUUUAUGUAGAAUAAAAAUUUAAAAGCAAAUUAAUUGAAGCUACAAUUUGUGGGUACCAAUACUGCUUAUUGUGAUUUUGGCAUGUAUUUUUUUUUUUUUUUGCUAGCAAAGUGCU